ACAUCCCGUCCACCCGAUAUGGCAGCGUGCGCUAGGAUGCAAACCCCGACGUUCCACGCGCGCGCAAGACCUGCUUGCUUCGAGACACUCAUCCGUAGCACAAGCCGCAAUCGGACGACCAAUGCAGCCAGCGGAGGCGGCAGGCCGGGGUGCAGGGGUGAUGCAUGUCGCCGGCAUUGCCGUUUUGGGCGCUGCUAGCUCUCAUCACUUUCUCAUCUCUUGAUGCGAGAAGACGAUCGGGGACUUUGCUUUUCGCGAUCUGUCACAGGCCCUUCGCGUCUCCACAUGCCCUUCGCGUCUCUACAUGCCCUUCGCGUCUCCACAUGCCCUUCGCGUCUCCACAUGCCUGCUGUGGCUGCAUGUCACACCCAGCCCCCGUCUUCUUCCUGGCCUGCGUUCGCUACGAACUGUUGCCCAUCUUGCCCUAUCCGCUGAUGAGCAGCUGCUAAUCAGAUCGUAGAUUUAAGGUCAUGGACGACGAGAGGCUGUCAGACGACUUGGCAGCAUGGGCGUGCUACCGGCUGGACCGCCUACAGCCUGGUCU
Macroventuria anomochaeta is the source of this 544-nucleotide messenger RNA. RefSeq lists its product as uncharacterized. The coding region runs from base 165 to 449 and encodes 94 amino acids. The record is from RefSeq and is a predicted model, not a curated record. The transcript has a single exon. Lineage: Eukaryota; Fungi; Ascomycota; Dothideomycetes; Pleosporales; Didymellaceae.